CUCCCCAGCCCAGAAUCCUGCCCGGUCCCCCCCCUCCGUGGCUCCGCUAUCGUAAUCGUCGUCCAGUUAUCUCUCUCAGCCAUCGUCCCUCAUCGCCCUCGUCUGCUCCUGUUCUACACGCGCGCUCACGAACCAUCGCACAAUCGUCGCGCAUCUGCUGCUGCUCGGCUCGCUGCAUACGCGCCCUUCCAUUGGCUCCCGCUCGGCCCCUCUUCAGACCAAGCGCUCCCUGCUCAGAUUCAGACCACCGGUCAACGCAAGAGCAUCUCAGGAGCCGUUGCAGACCUCGGGAAGUCCCUCCUUCCGCGAAGAUAUACAUUUGAGAAAGAGAUACGGUCGCCUCUGCUCGCUGAGCGCAAGACUGAAGAGCGGGUCAUGCGUACCUGGCGUAGCUAAGACGGCCUUGCGACGCUUGAGUCUGGCGCAUUUGGAUCAAUUUGCGACUGCGGCGGACACCACGCGGGCAGGGCCGCAGCGGGACGGAAGUCUCCAGAUCCAUAUCAAGAGCCGGCCCUUCAUGCUCGAAUAUACUAGUCUGCGACGGAUUCACCAUGGCGGUCCAGCAGCCAGCUGAAGCGCCGUCUUUACCGGACGACUUCCACUCGCUGACCAGCGGCAGCUUCGCAUCCAGGAAGUCGCUUCCGCAUCCCCUACCACCGACCGCUGAACAUCCUAUCAUCUUUGCACAGACGAACGGAAAACCUACCGCAAGCUCGGGUAGUCCAAAGUCACUUAGGCGUACCUACAACUACGGCAACAGCAAUGGCGCCUCCCUUCCCUCCACCUCCAUACCAGGCACGUUCCCUCUUAACGGCUUUUUCGACACAUCGCUCCCUCCCACGCCACCCAGAAACGGGAAUGAGCAUGCCCGCAGCUUCUCGUCGCCGGUCCGCCCGCCGGGCCAGGACGGCGUGCUGACGUCUUCACACAGAUCAACAAGCCACAACGGCUCCCUUGGAGGCCGGAGUCCUCCAACGCCGGACCAGACACCGCCUGCCACGGCCUCCCUGGAUACACCUGCUCCCCCCGCACAGGCGGCAUUCUCGCCGUCCUCUCUCGCGGAUUCAUUCAGAACCGCACGUGAAGAGCAGUGGUCUUCCGACGAAGGCGGCGAGGACGACCUCAACGACGAGUUCAGCCUCGCUGGGCCUGUGAGAACAUUGCGCCGAUCGAGUUGCGAUACAGGGUUUGGUAUGGGUCUCGAGCGCGAUGACGAUUCAACACCAACACCCAGAAAGUUGCGUCAGAAGCAGACGGUGCGCAACAAGGAGCCCACUAAGCUACCGCUCACCUUCGAUGUGAAUGCCAUUCCCGACCGAGAGUGGGACACGAAUCUGAUGCGCAACGUCACCGUGCGCCGCAAGAAGCGGCCCGUCCUCGAGGACGAGGAGCGCGUGGCGGCCAGGGAGAUUGUGCCCCGGCUUGUGAACGGCAGCUCCGAGGAUGACGAUGGACCGGAGCCGCUGACGCCCAAUUUCGACCACUUUGCGCGGACGAUGCCUGGCAUGCAGCGUACGGAAGAUAACGCCAAGAGACUGUCCGGUUCCUCGCAUGCAUCCACGAUUUUGGAGGCUUACGUUGUGCCCACAUCUCCAAGACGGCACCGGACACUGCGUCACACGAGCAAGAACGCCUCGUUGCGAAGUGAUGACGGGUCCUCAUCUCGUCCGAGCUCCUCAAACCAUGCGCCCUCAUUGGCGUCUGAUGACCUAUCUUUCAGCCAGCUCAAUGAGAGACUCCGUGCGGAGCACAACAGCCGUCUUAAUUCUGUGAACGGUGCCACCAGCCCGGACCUACCCUCGGUUGUUCCAGCAGUCCCGCUUCGCCAUCACCCAGAGAGUAGGUCGCUGCGGUUGGCCAGCAUUUCUUCGAGCAGCUCUGGCACGCGUCGGGCCUCAGAUGGCGCACAACCAUCGUUCUCCACCUCGCCAGCGCGCCACCGAACCGUCUCCGCCGGCUCUUAUUCGGUCAGUUCAUUUAGCGGACUCGAACACCCAGGUAGACUCUCGUACGUGCCUGGCGUAGAGCCUUUCCGUCUUAAGCACGACACUGCAGCUAGGCAGAUUGCGCCCUCGAGCGCAGACUUGGUCGCUCAACAGUUGGCAAGAGCAGCCACGAGACGGGCCUUGCAACGGCUUGACUCCUCCGGCGGCACAAUCGACGCGAGACCUGGCUCGUUCUUGAGGGAACCGCAUAGGCAGGUGUCUGGCUUGGGGCCAACGAUUCAAGACUCUUUACAUGAGAGAGAACCAAACUUGGAGGCAGAGACGCCCGACGAUGAAAUUGACAAUCCGGGAAGGGAACGUGUCGUCGAACCGAUGAGAGAGCCAGCGAAUGAGCCAACCAAUGCAGGAGCAAGAAGUCCAACACAAGCGCCAGCAAGAGCUCAGAUGAAAGACGCUGGAGAAGCACCCAAUGACCAUGUCAAGGAACUAGCGCCCGCAAUAGAGUUCCCAACUUCGGUUGAGACUACGACUGCUGUAGUCACUACUACUGAGGUUUCAUCACAAAGCAUAAUCAAAAGGCGAACACAACCAGUGGACUUAGCGCAGCCAGAUUCUCGGUCGACCGCUGAUAGCAUGCCCCGAGUCAGCUUUGACAAUUCUACGGUAACAGCACAUGAAAUACACAGAGUUAGCAACGCAAGUUCAACUCCACGUGCAGAUACCGAUCAUGCGAAUCCGCGACAUCUUUACGCCCAGAGCACUCCUUUCUCGCAAAUAUCCGAGCAUGAGAUUCGCGAAGCCAACGCGAUCAACAUUUACCCACACAACAACAAAUCAUUACUAGUUGUCCAACAAGUAGCGCGCCCAUCUGGCGCACAGAAACAGAAUGAUGCUGCUGAUGCCAUAUCAGGAUGGCCUGCUUUAAUGGUCUCGCCAGCAACGCCGCCUCAGGUCUUUAGUGCAUCUCCGGUGAAUGUCGACUCUCCACUCAAAAAUCCACGUCGGCCACCGCAGCCUCCUCAUCCGGUGCCUCCAAAAAUCAGCAUUCACCCCGCAACACCGGACCACGAACUGGACAGGAUAUCCUUUACCGAAAAGCCAGAGCAAGGCGAAUCCGAUCCUCCACUACGCUCAUUAUCAUUCAAGCAGAAGGCUAGACGGUACUCCGACCAAGUGAUGAAACCCAUUAUCACACGCACUUCGAGCCUAAGGCGCAGCUACUACCGUCGCUCACGGGCCCGGCGAGAAGGCGCCCCAACUCCAUCUGCUCACGAUUCGAGGCCGGAGUCGCAUAGCCUGCACCCGUUCUGGCAGCCUCGCGGGUUCUGGGACGAGUUCAGCGACUCAGAUUCGGACUUUGGCGAAUCUCAACAUGAGCGACGCCUCCCUGCUGGCGGAGACACGUCGGAACUUGGCGAGCCACGCGGAAUUGCAAAGGUACUAGACCGGGCGCGGCUCAAAGGUGGCAACUUUUUGAUUGGCAAUAGCCUUGGCAUCGAGCGGGCGGGCACGAACAGGAGAAAACCCGUCAUCCAACUGCCUGUCGGCCUAGGCCAGCGCACGAGCGGCCGCGUUGUAAUGAAGCGUAGCAGCCAAAGCACCAUUCACACUAUCGCUUCCGAGAGUCUGCGCUCCGUCCGGCUGGCGAAACGCAGCGUGGAGAGCUUGCAUCGUGUUACCAGCAGCCAUAAGAAACGUGCGUGGAAUCCGCGCAACUGGCAAGUGCAGUACGUUGGCGUAAGCGGCAUGCGCGAUCUUUGGCGACAACGGCAGGCACAAAAGAGGAGGCAGGAGCUGAAGGGCAAGAUCGGCGUUCGUUACUCAGUCGAGAAUGCACCAACUAGCAACUGAUUCGGAUGUCAAUCUGUGCAGCGCAGGAUCAGGGUAAUCGCAGGUUGCAGCAUCAUUCUCUCAUUCACUUCGAACGAAACAAACCGUGCGUCCUAGACGAACGAGAUCACGAAACUUUGAUUGGCAGAAGCGACGAUAACCUCCAUUGUUUGCGAUUUAUGGCUUUUCUUGUGUUCAUUUGUGCUUUCAUAUGAGCGUGAUUAGCGGGAUUUUCAAUGGAUUCCAUGGUAAGCCGAUGGAAAUAGCAAACUGUACGGCAACGUUAUCGUAUCGAUUGUAUCUAUAUAGACAUUUAGUCUUGAGCUCAAUCUAAUUGGGCGGUGCUUUAAUUUCUGUAGACAACUACAUUGUCGUGUCUUCAUGUCGUAGCAUCAUCAGCGCCAGAAUAUUGGCAAUCAAGCUGCGCUCGCAUUUGGCCAUAGGAUCAAUUGGUUGGAACCCAGAGGAAUAUGACAUUCCAGCGGUCAUUGUCAUCCGUACUCUGCAG
Molecule: messenger RNA, 4284 nt
Organism: Verruconis gallopava
Lineage: Eukaryota; Fungi; Ascomycota; Dothideomycetes; Venturiales; Sympoventuriaceae
Exons: 1
Coding region: 552-3797 (1081 amino acids)
Source: RefSeq, a predicted model, not a curated record